UACUGCCUAUUUUCUGUGUUCUCCUUAGUCUCUGGGAAGUGCAGUGUGAAGUGCCUGCUCAAUUGCUUGUCUUCAUGAUAAGAUUUUAUAUGAGAUUAACUAGCUAGUUGAUAUAAAAAAAUCCUCUGUUUUUUCUUCUGCACUUCUUCUUUUCGUUUCCAAAUACAACAUGGAAAAUACCAUUGGAAUGAAUUUGGAGAGAAACAAGGAGAUCAUCAAUGAGCUAACACGGGGCAGAGAUUGUGCAGUCCAGCUGCAAGGCUUGAUUGAAGAAUCAUCAUCACCAGAUACCUGUGAGCUGCUACUGCUCAAGAAGAUCAUCUCUUCUUGUGAUAAGGCAAUUAUAAGACUUCUCAGUUUCAACCUUUUCUUUGGACUGCCUGAUUCCAUGGAUACUUCCUCUCCUCCUCUUCUGGGUAACAACUCCCCUGUUAGUGAACUCUCUGAUGCAGAUUCUUCAAAACAGAAUUGCAGACUGGGCUUUUCCAAGAAAAGGAAAACUUCUCCACAGGCUACAGAAAGUGUCCGUGUUUGCUCAGCCACUGGUUUAGGAGGCGCCCUUGAUGAUGGUCAUAGCUGGAGAAAAUACGGCCAGAAAGACAUUUUGGGGGCAACCCACCCUAGGGCAUAUUACAGGUGCACUCAUCGCUUCACAAAAGGUUGUUUGGCUACAAAGCAUGUUCAAAGGUCUGAUGAAGACCCUUCUGUUUUUGAGGUCAAAUACAAAGGAAUGCACACUUGUAUUGACUCUUAUCCGUCAUUGAUACAAAACCCUCAGUUCAAGCUCCAAGAAUCAGAGGAAAACCAUGACUUGAUUCUCAACUCUGGACUAGACCAAACACUUGACAUUGCAAGUGACAUAUUUCCUCAUUUCUCUUUCCCUCCGUCUCUGAACGAACACGACGAGAUCACGGAGAAAGAAAACAGACUCGUUGGGCCGUGUUACCCGCCACCUUUCGCCUCUCCGACAUUCUCGGAGGAGUUGAUGGACUUGUCAUUUUUACUCGAUCAACAUAAGGAUGACUUUGGGCUUGGACAAAUUAUGGACGAGUCAGAAUCAGAUAAUCUUAUGAUCCCAACUCCAUCUUCUGUUACGAACUCCCCAUUCUUUGAUGGGGAUACAUUUGAUGCAAUUGAGUUCUUGGAGAACUUCUCGUGAUUUUUUUAAUGUUCUGAAUAGGUUGUCUAUAAAAUUCAAUAUGUUUGACGGGAUCAAAUAAGUGGGCAGAUUGUUGUCCACAACAAGGGAACCAUCUAUUUUUCUUUCAAAUGUAUAAUUCGUUGUAGUUUUGGUUUUGCAAUAUAUUAAAAAGAAUCAAUAAAUAUAGUCAUGUUCAUA
Cuscuta epithymum is the source of this 1339-nucleotide messenger RNA. The record is from the annotation of a GenBank genome assembly. NCBI's taxonomy places the organism in Eukaryota, Viridiplantae, Streptophyta, Magnoliopsida, Solanales, Convolvulaceae.